Molecule: messenger RNA, 2829 nt
Organism: Lontra canadensis (Northern American river otter)
Lineage: Eukaryota; Metazoa; Chordata; Mammalia; Carnivora; Mustelidae
Gene: ZNF383
Product: zinc finger protein 383
Exons: 6
Coding region: 308-1735 (475 amino acids)
Biological process (GO): regulation of DNA-templated transcription
Source: RefSeq, a predicted model, not a curated record
GCCCAGGCUUAGGCGCCGGCAGGAAAUCCAAGCGCGAGGCGCCAUCUUGUCUGAGCCGACCUGCUUCCGGACUACAUUUCCCAGAGGCCUCCGGAGGAACAGGGCCGCUCCUUCGCUCGCUUGCCGGAUCCUCGGCCUCCCCGCAAGGGGAAUUACAAGCUCUGCUCUUCUCAGUUAGGUCCCCAGAGGAAGAAGGAGGAAUGAAUGUUGAGGAAGCCAAAUAAAAGUCCUGCUUUCUCAGAAUACUAUCCUUUCUCAGGAAAACAGCCCCAAGAAGGAUUCAUCCUCUCCUGCAAUACUGAAAGCCAUGGCCCAGGGAUCAGUGAUGUUCAGUGAUGUGUCUGUAGACUUCUCACAGGAGGAGUGGGAGUGCCUGGACCCUGGUCAGAGGGACUUGUACAGAGAUGUGAUGUUGGAGAACUAUAGCAAUCUGCUGUCAAUGGGACUUUACAUUCCUAAGCCUCAAGUUAUCUCCUUACUGGAACAAGGAAAAGAGCCCUGGAUGGUUGGCAGAGAGCUGACAAGAGGCCUGUGUUCAGAUCUGGAAUCAAUGUGUGAAACCAAGUUACUGUCUCUGAAGAAGGAAGUUUAUGAAAUAGAGUCAUGCCAGAGGGAGAUAAUGGGACUUACAAAGCAUGGCUUUGAGUACUCCAGUUUUAGAGACAUUUUGGAAUAUAGAAACCACUUUGAAAAACAACUGGGAUAUCAAAGUGGGCAUUUCAGCCAAGAAAUACUCACUCAGGAAUACAUACCCACAUUUAUUCAACAGACAUUCUUAACUCUACAUCAAAUAAUUAAUAAUGAAGAGAAACCCUAUGAAUGUAAGAAAUGUGGAAAGGUCUUUAGUCAGAAUUCACAAUUUAUUCAACAUCAAAGAAUUCAUAUUGGUGAAAAAUCUUAUGAAUGCAAGGAGUGUGGGAAAUUCUUUAGUUGUGGCUCCCACGUUACUCGACAUCUGAAAAUUCAUACUGGUGAAAAACCCUUUGAAUGUAAGGAAUGUGGCAAGGCUUUCAGUUGUAGCUCAUACCUUUCUCAACAUCAGAGAAUUCAUACUGGUAAGAAGCCCUAUGAAUGUAAGGAAUGUGGGAAAGCCUUUAGCUAUUGUUCAAAUCUUAUUGACCAUCAGAGAAUUCACACUGGUGAAAAACCCUAUGAAUGUAAAGUAUGUGGGAAAGCCUUUACUAAGAGCUCACAACUCUUUCAACAUGUGAGAAUUCAUACAGGUGAGAAACCCUAUGAAUGUAAAGAAUGUGGCAAGGCUUUCACUCAGAGCUCAAAGCUUGUUCAGCAUCAGAGAAUUCAUACUGGUGAAAAACCCUAUGAGUGCAAGGAAUGUGGCAAGGCCUUUAGUAGUGGCUCAGCGCUUACUAAUCAUCAGAGAAUUCACACUGGGGAGAAACCGUAUGAUUGUAAGGAAUGUGGGAAAGCUUUUACCCAGAGCUCACAACUUCGUCAACAUCAGAGAAUUCAUGCUGGUGAGAAACCCUUUGAAUGUCUUGAAUGUGGGAAGGCCUUUACUCAGAACUCACAACUUUUUCAACAUCAGAGAAUUCAUACAGAUGAAAAACCAUAUGAAUGUAGUGAAUGUGGAAAGGCCUUUAAUAAAUGCUCAAAUCUUACGCGACAUCUAAGAAUUCACACUGGUGAAAAGCCGUAUAACUGUAAGGAAUGUGGGAAGGCAUUUAGUAGUGGCUCAGAUCUCAUUCGUCAUCAGGGAACUCAUACAGAUGAAUAAUAAAAGUUAAAGCUCUUGUUACCUUCCUGAUAUUUUAAACAAAAAAAAAUUCAUGUUUGGUAGUUACACUUUCACUAUUUUUUGUUUUUAAAUUUUAUUUCAUAUUUCUUUUUAAUUCAAAUGUAUUUCAGUCUAAGUUAUGAAUUAAGAUUCUAAAUUGACAUUUGCCCAUCCCAUGUCCCCCAGUCUUAUACUAAGGGCAGUUGUUCAGUAAUUAUUUUCUUGCCCCUUAUUUUAUUUUACCUUCUUGGUGAGACAUUCUUGUUUAUAUUUGCUUGAAUUUUUUUUCUUCUCUGAUCUAUGUGUUUGUGCUUACACCAAUAUCAUGCUGUUUAAAAUUGUGUGACCUUGUAUUUUUUAAUCGUAGAAUUACAACCUUGUUUUUGAAGUCAGUAUUAAUCUUUCAUUUCAUUUCACAAAUGAAAGAUUCUGAUUCUUUCAUUUCACAAAUUUCUAUUUUCUUACAUAAAACUGAAAAUCAGAAAACCAGCAACUAAAAACCAAGAUUAACAGUAAUCAUAGCAACUAUCAAUGACUACUCUUAAGAUGAUAGAGCAAACCUCCCAGACUUUGUUUUUAAAGUCAUGGUAUGCAUGCGUGUUAUCCCUUCACCUGUUUUUAUAUCAUGCCAAAAAAUAUGGUUGCCAUUUUAGUAAAUACAGAUUUUUAAAAUGAGUUAUAUAUACUUAAUUACUUUUCAAAAUGAUUUGAUUACUCAUGUUCUAUUUGCAUCUAAGUGUUUGCAUUUAUGAAGUAUGCCCUGAUUUUUGAUCUUUGAAUGUUUCUUUCUUUCUUUUAAAACAUCUAUUUCAAUCGCUGAAAUUAUGCACAUUUUCUCCCUGUAAACGGUUUUGUUCCUUUUUAUCCACCCCAGUCUCAUGCUAGAAAGGUAAUUAACCAGUUAUCAAUGUGUUGUUUACGUCUAGUUUUUGUUUUUACUUCUCACUUUUAUAUGUUAGUGGCUUUUAUUUCUUAGGUAUUAUUAAAGAUAAUCAUGCUAUAUGUAUGGGUUUGUUGUGAGGAUUCAAUGAAUUAAUAAAUGUAAAGUGCUUAGAACUAUUCCUAUUACAUAGUAAAUGCUUAGUAAAAGUUGU